Saprolegnia parasitica CBS 223.65 is the source of this 1692-nucleotide messenger RNA. RefSeq names its product serine/threonine protein kinase. Bases 1 to 1692 code for a protein of 563 amino acids. The record is from RefSeq and is a predicted model, not a curated record. The transcript has 3 exons. Lineage: Eukaryota; Oomycota; Saprolegniomycetes; Saprolegniales; Saprolegniaceae. Gene Ontology annotation, molecular function: ATP binding; protein tyrosine kinase activity. Gene Ontology annotation, biological process: protein phosphorylation.
AUGGGCGGGAACUUGAGCGUACUCAUCGUUGACACGCCGGAAACGGAUCCUUGCGAGGAACACACGAAGCGCAUUGCGGAGCUCGAGGCCGAGCUCCAGCACGAACGCAAGGACAAAGCUCGCUUGAUUUGCGACCACGAGGGAGAGCUCCAGCAGCUUCGCGACGACAAAGCUCGCUUGAUUCGCGACCACGAGGGAGAGCUCCAGCAGCUUCGCGACGACAAAGCUCGCUUGAUUCGCGACCACGAGGGAGAGCUCCAGCGGCUCCGCGACGUCAUCACAGCAGACCAUGCCAACCUCCGAGACGCGCGCGCGAUGCUUCUGAUGCACCAGCGCCUCGGGUCGGUACCGAAAAUCGAGCCGGGCUCGUUUACAAGCCUUGGGAAGGCCGGCGAGUGGCUGCAUCCGUUCGCAGAGCUCACGCCGGGCCGGCUCCAGAACGGCACACUUGUGCUGCGCAUCCAGCUCCAGCGGGCCUUUCAAGACGACGAAAAGGUCGUCUUGCGCUUCAAGCAAACCAUGGCCAUCAUGCAAGCGUACGUCUCCCAUGCAGUCGAGGUCCCACUCCAAGGCGGCGACGGCUCGCUCCUGCGCAUUGUCGGUGCCAGCCAACGAUCGACCAACGACCCCAUCGCGUACGUCGAGCACGUGACAGGCAUGACGCUCCAGCACUACUUGACCACGAAGCGCGAUGCGUCAUGGCCCGAGAAGCUGCACAUUGCAGUUCAAAUUGCCACAGCGAUUGCGCACAUGCACAACCUCGCCGUGAUGCACCGCGACCUCUCAUGGCUGUGCGUCUACGUGGAGGCGACCGGUCGCGUCAAGGUCUUUCCCGGUCUCAAAAUGCGCGACACCGAACCAAACGGAAAGCUGACGAACGGCGUGACCGAGGCGCGGUGGAGUGCUCCCGAGACACUUGCAACGACCAAGGGCAACGAGCAAGGCGCGUCGCUUCAAGACCCUACGCAAGCCCAGACGCUUUUGACCAGCGACUUUGGGCCGUGUCCGUCCAACGAGUACCAAGCACUCGCGUUUGCUUGCAUCCAGUUGGACCCGGACCGUCGGCCCACGGCACCCGAAGUCGUUCGCCGGCUCGAAGCGAUGCUGCAGGCGUACGGUGGUCCAACGACCGUGCCGACCUGCGGCGCGACUGUAAACCUUACGGUGGCCGUGCACAAGACGCUUGGCAUGACGUUCGAGCCGACGUUUGGUUCUUCGUACGCACUCGAGUGCUUGGUCAGCGUCGACGACGUCAGUCGCAAGCCCGUCAAGCUCGUGAGCCACGCGGAAGAUGCCACGUCGCACGCCUUCAGCCAGGAGACGACGAUCAAAAACAUCGACCCGGUCGAUUGGACGCUCCAACUUGUUUUCAAGACGCCAGGCUUCGAGCCUUUUGCAAGCCUUGGUGGCCGCCGCGUCGGGAAGGCCACGAUGCCGCUCGUUGACUUCCUCGUCACCGAGCAAGGGCGUCUCAGUCUCUCGGCGCCCCGAAGUAUGGUCUGCGACAUUUACGGCUACGGCAACGACGGCGGCACGAUCGGCAAAGUGGUCGUUUCGGUUGCGUUCGGCGGCCAGCUCCGAGAGCGCCUCGAGGACUACGGAGCGCGUAUCGUCGAGGGCCGCGACGUUUCGGCGGAAGGGCACCGGAAGCGCAACUUGGUGGCGCAAGCGCUCUGGCGCGAUGGGCCGUAG